GACGGUCUUAACGUCUGCACAAUUUGCAAAGCAUUGAUAAGCAAUACGGUGUCAAGUCUAAACCCGUUAAUAGAAUUUCGAUAUGAAGUACACGUUUGUGUUUUGUUUCGCUGUGGUGAUCGUCUUCGUAGCGGGUCUUUCGAACGCGGCUCCCGUCGAUGAAGAAUUCUUAGACGACACUAACCAAGAACACGUUCGAGUUAAAAGGGUUACCUGCGAUGUCCUCAGCGUCGAAGCUAAGGGAAUUAAGCUAAAUGACGCAGCUUGUGGCCUACACUGCUUGUACAAAGGGAGGUCGGGAGGUUACUGUAACGGAAAGCGCAUCUGCGUUUGUCGUUGAGUUUAUCAAUGCUUUUUUGUUGUUAUUACUUAUUUCACUAUUGAAUAAAUUGUUAUUUUCACCCAAUUUCUUCAUUUUGAUUCA
This is a messenger RNA of Cylas formicarius (sweet potato weevil), 424 nucleotides long. Its product is annotated as tenecin-1. The transcript is spliced from 2 exons. The record is from RefSeq and is a predicted model, not a curated record. Bases 83 to 340 code for a protein of 85 amino acids. Gene Ontology annotation, biological process: defense response to bacterium; humoral immune response. NCBI's taxonomy places the organism in Eukaryota, Metazoa, Arthropoda, Insecta, Coleoptera, Brentidae.